This is a messenger RNA of Dipodomys spectabilis (banner-tailed kangaroo rat), 488 nucleotides long. Its product is annotated as cytochrome c oxidase subunit 7A2, mitochondrial. The coding region runs from base 92 to 343 and encodes 83 amino acids. NCBI's taxonomy places the organism in Eukaryota, Metazoa, Chordata, Mammalia, Rodentia, Heteromyidae. The record is from RefSeq and is a predicted model, not a curated record. Gene Ontology annotation, biological process: mitochondrial electron transport, cytochrome c to oxygen; regulation of oxidative phosphorylation; mitochondrial respirasome assembly. The transcript has 4 exons.
CGGUCGGGAGACUUCCCGCUUCCGCCUCCGGUGGGGUAGCUCUCCGUGCCGGUGUUCUCUCGUCGGAGUCAGCGGUGGUCACCGAGCCAGGAUGCUGCGAAAUCUGCUGGCUCUUCGUCAAGUUACCCAGAGGACCAUCAGCACUGCUCCACGCAGGCACUGGCAAAAUAAGGUUGCAGAAAAACAAAAGCUGUUUCAGGAGGAUAAUGGAAUUCCAGUGCAUCUAAAGGGUGGGGUGACUGAUGCUCUCCUAUACAGAGUCACCAUGUUUCUUACAAUUGGUGGAACAGCAUAUGCCAUAUAUCAGCUGGCUUUGGCUUCCUUUCCCAAGAAGCAGAACUGAGUGAAGUUGCCCCAGCAGUCACCUGGUUCCAUGUCCUUCAUCCUGCUGUGGACUGGUGAUGCCCUGAAUAACCGAGUUCUUCCUUGGGGAUCAAUAUUUAUUGACUUGUACGAACGACUACCACAAUAAAGUGGUCUUUACCAUG